Messenger RNA from Clonostachys rhizophaga, 810 nucleotides. NCBI's taxonomy places the organism in Eukaryota, Fungi, Ascomycota, Sordariomycetes, Hypocreales, Bionectriaceae. The record is from the annotation of a GenBank genome assembly.
AUGCCCCGAUUCAUCACCGACUCCCGGGUGGCGCCCACUGACAAGGCACCUCUACGUGCCAUCGGGCUCGGCCUACCUCGUGCAGCCACCUCAUCCCUCCAGGCUGCAUUCGAGGAGAUCGGAUACGGCCCGUGUCUCCAUAUGGCACAAAUCAUACCCCAUCCCGAUCGGCUGCAGCUCAUCAUCGACGCUAGCUAUGAGAAGAACACGGAAACCCGCCAUAAGAUGCUCCAUACGCUCGUUGACGGCUACAGCGCGGUCUGCGACGUGCCGGCCAUUCUCUUCUACAAGGACUUCAUGGAGAUGUUCCCCGAUGCCAAGCUCGUGUUGAAUGGGCGGCCAAACCCCGAGGUCUGGGCGCAGAGCUGCCGCGAAAGCUUCGGCUACUUCUUCUCGCCGUGGUUCUACUACGUUGGCUUCCUUUGGAGUGUUGACCGUCACUGGUACCGGCUGAACAUGCGCGUGGUGGAAUAUUACAAGGAACUCUACGAUGAACCCACCAUAUUUCAAGCUUCAGCUUACAACACGUAUUAUGGGAGCGUCAGGGAUGAUGCGAAAGCAAAUAAUUGGACAUUGCUGGAGUUUCAGGCUGAAGAAGGAUGGGCGCCGCUUUGUAAAUUCCUGAAGCAAGAUGUUCCCGACAAGCCAUUCCCGAGAGUCAAUGAAAGAAAAACAUUCCAAGUUGUCAAGAGGGUGUUCAUUGCAAAAGGUAUCCUGAGCUGGAUGGCAGUGGGUGGAAUUAUCUGGGCCGGUUGGUCUCAGGGCCCGUGGCUGCUUUCUCGCCUCAGAGGCUUGGUGUCCGCCUUUUGA